AUGAGAAGGACGCUUGCGCUGCACCAAUGCAGUCGCAGGCCUCACAAGAAGCCUCUUCUACACAGGGGCAGCGUCGCGGGAUCUGGAUCCGGCGACGCCGUGAGAAGGGAAUUGGAUCGCCUGGAAGCCCUCGAUCGCGCGGCCGACGCGGAUACCUAUGCCGUCCUCAUCCGCCAAUGCACGCUCGCGCGGGCAGUACCCGAGGGCCGGCGCGUCCACGCCCACAUCUCCAAGCACGGAUGCCGCGACUCCUUCCUCCUCAAUCUCCUCGUCCAGAUGUUUGGGCGAUUCGGCUGCGUCGCGGAUGCCAGCCGCGUCUUCGAUUCCAUCCCGGCGAGGAACUGCUACUCGUGGAACAUCAUGGUCGCGGCAUUUGCCCAGAACGGGCAUUUGCAGCAGGCCAGGAUCACCUUCGAUCAGAUGCCGCCCAGCGACAGGAGCGUGAUCUCCUGGACGGCGCUCAUCACCGCUCACUCGCAGAACGGCGCCGCCGCCACCGCGAUCCAGCUCUUCGCGCUCAUGGAUCUGGAUGGGAUCCGCGCCGACACCAUCACCUUCGUGAGCGUCAUCGAUGCGUGCUCGAGCUUGCGGAGAAUCGAUCACGGCAUCGCCGUCCACGUGGAGGCCCGGGAGAGCGGUACAGAGAUGCACUACGCGGUGGCCACCGCGCUGGCUAGCAUGUACGGCAAGUGCCGGCGAUUGGAGCGCUCGAAAGAGAUGUUCGAUCGGAUGGAAGAGCGCAACAUGGUGACGUGGACAGCCAUGAUCACGGCGUACGCGCAGAAUGCGCAGCUCGACUGGGCGGUGGAGAUCUUCCGCCGGAUUCCGGAAAGGAAUGUCGUGUGCGCGACCGCGCUCGUCGCAGCGCUUGCCCAGAACGGGCAUUUGCGCGACGCCGAGGAGCUGUUCUUGGGCAUGGAAGAUCGCAACAGCGUUUCGUGGGGGACGAUGAUCGCGGCUUACAAUCAGAGUGGAGAUCCCGCGAAGGCGCUGGAAGUGUUCGAUGCGAUGGAAGGCGAUGGGAUCCGGCCGGACAAAUGCGUGUUCGUGAGCGCGCUCGAGGCCUGCGGCGCGCUGGGCGAUCUCGCGGAGGGCCGGAAGAUCCAUCGCCGGAUCGCCACGGCGAGGAUGGAGGAGAAUUUGAUCGUCGCGAAUGGGCUCAUCGCGAUGUAUGGGAAGUGUGGCGGCGUGGAGGAGGCGAGAGCGGUGUUUGAUUCGACGCCCCAGAGAUCCCUCCUCUCGUGGAACCUGAUGAUCGCGGCGUAUGCCCAGAAUGGGCAUCCCCGCCACGGCGAGAAGCUGCUCGAUCGGAUGCCCGAGAGGGAUCUGGUGGGCUGGAACACGGUGCUCAUCGCCGACGCCCACGACGCCAAUGUCGCCAGCGUCGAGCGAUUGUUCGCGGCGAUGGAGGAGGGCGAUGUGGUGUCAAGGAACGCGGUGAUGCUCGCGCUGGUGCUGUGCGAUCGCGAGGAGGAGGCGCUGGCAGGCUUCCGGAUCAUGGAUCUAGAUGGCAUACAGCCCAAUCGCGUGACGUUUCUCUCGAUCCUGGACGCGUGCUCGUCGCUCGCCUCGAUCGAAUUCGGCCGCGUCGUGCACGCUUGCAUCGUCGAUUCGUGCUUUGCGGGCGAUGUUCACGUCGGGACGUCCCUGGUGAUGAUGUUUGGGAGGUGCGAGCGCGCCCAAGAGGCGGACGCGGCGUUCCACGCCAUCGUCGCGAAGAACAUCCUGGCCUGGACUGCGAUCCUAUCCGCAAAUGCUCUCUCCGGGCAUUUGGAUGCCGCGAGAGUUGUAUUUGAUCUUCUUCCACUCCGCGACCUCGCGGCCUGGAACGCUAUGAUCACUGGAUACGCGCAGUUCGGCCACAGCGAUCCAGCGCGAGAGCUCUUCGAUCAGAUGCCGGAGCGGAAUGUGAUCUCCUGGACUGGAAUGAUCUCCGCGUAUGCCUAUAGCGGGCAUCGUCGCGAAGCUCACUAUCUCUUCAAAGCCAUGGAUCUCCUCGGCCAGCGACCAAACAAGAUCACGUAUCUCAAAGCGCUCGAGGCCUGCGCUGGGGGGAUCACCGCCGCGGAGGCCCGAACGAUCCACGCCAAGGCGAUCGAGAGUGGAUACAGCAGUGACACCCAAGUCGCGGUGGGACUCUUGAAUCUCUUCGAGAAGUGUGGCAGUCUUGCGAUCGCGGAGAGAGUUUUCGAUGAUCUUGGCGAGAGGAAGACGGUGGUGGCGUGGAGUAUCAUGAUCAGCGCCUAUGCCCAGUCCGGGCGUCCCUGGAGAAGCUUGGAGCUCUUCACGGAGAUGGUGCAGAGUGGUGUGAUGCCGACAGAGAUCACGGUCGUGAACUUGCUCUCGGCUUGCAGUCACGGCGGGUUCUUGUAUCACUCGUGGCUGUUCUUCGUGUCCAUGGUUGGCGACUAUGGUUUGUCUCCGAUCUUGGAUAACUACGUGUGCCUGGUGGAUAUCUUGGGACGGACUGGGCAGCUUUUGCUGGCGCAAGAGUUGCUCGAAGCGAUGCCGUAUGAGCCGAAUGAUAUCGCGUGGACUUCGCUGCUGAGCUCUUGUAAGACGCAAGGCGAUGGCGGGCGUGGAGCUAGCGUUGGGGAUCAGGUGAUGGAUCUGUGUCCGAAGCACUCUGGGCCGUAUAGACUCGUCUGGAAUGUGUGCGUUGGUGGUCUGGAAGAAGGAAAUGGAUUAGCUCUUUCUGGUAUAGGAUAA
This is a messenger RNA of Selaginella moellendorffii, 2709 nucleotides long. RefSeq names its product pentatricopeptide repeat-containing protein At4g02750. The transcript has a single exon. The coding region runs from base 1 to 2709 and encodes 902 amino acids. Gene Ontology annotation, molecular function: RNA binding; protein binding. The record is from RefSeq and is a predicted model, not a curated record. Gene Ontology annotation, biological process: RNA modification. Lineage: Eukaryota; Viridiplantae; Streptophyta; Lycopodiopsida; Selaginellales; Selaginellaceae.